CCGCGUAGGGCGGCGCGGAAGGGCGGGCGGCGCCGCGGCCAUGGAGAGGGCGAGCCCGGCGGCGGGGAAGCUGAACGCCGGCGGCCGCGGGGCGGGCGAUGGGCACGGCCCGGCGGGGGGAGCCCAGCCGCGGGCGGCGGCGGCCGCCGCUUGCGGCGCGGAGCCGGGCGAGCUGAUCGGGCGGGCGCUGGAUUUCAAGAGCGAAGGGGCGCAGUGCUACAAGGACAAGAAAUUCCGGGAGGCCAUCGGCAAGUACCACCGCGCCUUGCUGGAGCUGAAGGCGCUGCUGCUGCUGCUGAGCCAGGAGCCGGCCGGGCAGCGCCCUCCCGCCGCCGCCGCCGCCGCCGCCGGGCUCAGCGAGGAGCAGCGGCAGGCGGUGGAGGCCAUCGAGGUUGACUGCUACAACAGCCUGGCAGCCUGCCUGCUCCAGGCCGAACUGGUGAAUUACGAGCGAGUCAAGGAGUACUGCCUCAAAGUGCUUCAGAAAGAAGGCGAGAACUUCAAGGCGCUCUAUCGAUCGGGAGUGGCGUUUUACCACCUGGGUGACUUCAACAAGGCCCUCUACUACCUGAAAGAGGCAAGAUCCCGCCAACCGACAGCCCUUGCCAGAACAAAGAAAUGGAGACGGCUGUGCAAGAGAAAAAUCGUCAGCGGAAAAUAAGUUAUCCUAACCUUGGAGUUCUGACUAAACUCAGAUGUGAAAAAGUCUUCUUAGAUGAGCCACUUUGCUUCCAUUUUUUAAAUAUGUAUUUCUUUGCUCCCCCACACCCCUCGUGAUACUAUUUAUUUGGUAUCCCUCAUUGCUUCUUGAAAUAAACACUAAUUUAUUCAGCAGCAACAGCUUCAAAUACCACAGCUUGCUGCAAAAACAUACCAGAAAGUGUCCCCAGAGGCCCUUAAUGUAUACAAAAAACAGUUCUGGCCUUCAGCUUUGCAUCAGAGACUCUUCCCUGUUAUUGUUAGACCAUUCAAGGCCAGUGUUGAACUGUUUUAUUUAUGACUGUGGAAAACCUAAAGGGUAUUCAGGGGGAAAGAAGUGAAUACAUACAGUAAGAAAGGAUGUGGCUGUUAAAACACAGUAGUAGGAAUCAAGUAACACUAUCAAGAAUUAUUACGUGACCUGGAAUAAGUCAGCGUCUCCACUUUCAGUGUCUCCACCUGCAAAAUCUGAUUUUUUUCCUUUAUCUGAUAUUUCACUAGGCUCACUGGUAAAAGCACUUGGUUAUUAUUACAGUCAUGUUCUGUGUGUUCUUGUUGUUCUAAUAAGAAAUGGUUUUGGUACAAAUCACUGGCAGUUAUUCUCUUUGGUGGGGGAGAUUUUAAAUAGUAAAGAGGAAUUAGCUAGCAAAGGGGUCUACUGCUCUAAAGGGCUCUCAGCACAGCAAAUCCCUUAUGGCUAUCUACUGUCUGUCGAGGGUGAAGGUUGGAUUUGGCCUGAUUUCUUAUGCUACCUCCAAACAGAACUCACAAAAGCAGA
Messenger RNA from Tyto alba (common barn owl), 1477 nucleotides. RefSeq names its product tetratricopeptide repeat domain 9 (gene TTC9). Gene Ontology annotation, molecular function: protein binding. The record is from RefSeq and is a predicted model, not a curated record. The coding region runs from base 41 to 661 and encodes 206 amino acids. The transcript has 3 exons. NCBI's taxonomy places the organism in Eukaryota, Metazoa, Chordata, Aves, Strigiformes, Tytonidae.